Messenger RNA from Lampris incognitus (smalleye Pacific opah), 3019 nucleotides. RefSeq names its product glutaminyl-peptide cyclotransferase-like a (gene qpctla). Bases 328 to 1521 code for a protein of 397 amino acids. The record is from RefSeq and is a predicted model, not a curated record. The transcript is spliced from 8 exons. NCBI's taxonomy places the organism in Eukaryota, Metazoa, Chordata, Actinopteri, Lampriformes, Lampridae. Gene Ontology annotation, molecular function: glutaminyl-peptide cyclotransferase activity; zinc ion binding.
UUUGACAUAUGCAGGGGGUCUCGCUGCAUGCCACAUAGCGUGCGCGUCGGAACGUGAAAAGGUAGCGUAGUAACGCGUUAUAACAACCGCUGCGUCACCGAUGGCCGUGACGGUCACGUCAAGUUUGGCGAGCGUAUCGCGCGGGCCGUCCGCGCGAUAGUCCCCCGUUGUACCGGUCCUGUAACGGCUCCCAUUUAUUCAGUGCCACUUAUUUGCGUGGGUCGAGGACUUCUGAGAUGUACGCGGCGGGGUUUUGACACGUGGUAGCUGUGAAGUGUGGCAGCUGUAAAUCAACAGUCGAAGUGAGAGAGACCCCCCCAGACAGCCAUGUCUAGAUCCAGUCGGCGGUACAAGCCUGUGCAGGCGGUCAGCAGCAGCAGCAGCGUUGCUCUCCCUGGCUGUGACCGGGUCCGGAUGCCCCGUGUCCGCGUCCUGAUGUUCUGCUUAUUCGCUGUGUUGAUCCUGGCAGUGACGCUGGGGAUGUACCUGUCCAUCGACACGAGUAGUGACCUUAUAAACCGCAUGCCUGCUGUAGAUCUAGUCAAAGACAGGCUGUCCCACAAACCCAGCAAGUGCUCUCCGGCUCAAAUGCGUCGUUUGGCCUCCCAAGUAGACGGGACACGUCUGUGGGAGACUCACCUGAGACCCAUCCUUAUAGAGAGGCUGCCCGGAACACAAGGCAGCCUGGCUGUACGACAGCAUAUCUCCUCCAUACUGUCUUCCCUGUCAGCCGGCUGGACUGUAGACCAAGACCCCUUCUUCUCUCAAACUCCUCGUGGCCAAGUUACCUUCACCAACAUUAUUGCCACCCUUGAUCCUUCAGCCCCUCGUAAACUGCUCCUGACCUGCCAUUAUGACUCCAAAGCCAUGCCUCCAGACCCCCGUGCCCCUGAGAAGGUUUUUCUAGGGGCUAGUGACUCAGCUGUGCCCUGCGCCAUGAUCCUAGAAUUGGCUACUGCUCUGGACGUCCAGCUCAGAUCACUUAAACAGCAGCAGAAGUCUCCGGUGACUCUUCAGCUGGUGUUUUUCGACGGGGAGGAGUCAUUUGAAGAAUGGACAGCGACAGACUCCCUGUAUGGUUCACGUCACCUGGCUGAACGCAUGGCAAAAACACCCCACCUGCCAGGCUCUACACACACCACCAUGCUGCAGGCUGUGGAUCUCUUUGUGCUACUGGACUUACUUGGUGGUCCUGACCCGUUGAUUGUGAAUCACUUUGACAACACAGCUCGCUGGUUCGACCGCCUGAUUGCUGCAGAGAAGAGACUUCAUCGACAGGGUUUACUGGCCUCUCACCCCUCGGAGCAGACCUACUUCAGGAAGGACGUAUACCUCGGACCUGUACAAGAUGAUCACAUCCCCUUCCUGCAUAAAGGUGUUCCUGUGCUACAUGUCAUCGCUACACCCUUCCCCCAGUUUUGGCACACAUUGGAUGACACGGAGGAAAACAUGCAUCGACCCACAGUGGAAAACCUCACCAAGAUCCUGGCUGUCUUUCUAGCAGAAUACUUAGGCUUCUAGACCAACAUGGCGUGUGUUGAUACCGAAUCACAAACAUUGAAAUGUCUUAGUGGACUUUCUCCGUUCAGCAGACCUACCUGAGGGACUGCACUCUCCGGCAGGAGUGUGGUUGAUGGUCAUCAUGCAGAUGAUGAAAUAGGCAUCCGGAGAAAAUCUUUACUUGGCAAGCCGGUCAGUCGACCAAUAUGUCAGCUUCCGGGUUUUAAUGCAAUUGAAAGGAGUGGACUUGACCCAGUGUUUUAGAGAAGGACCUCCAAAAUGGCCCCUGUGAAAUCCACGUAAGUGAUACAAGCACAGUAAUGUAGAUGAGCUUGACCAAAGACUUCCUGGACUUGUAUGAGGAUUGUGCAUGAGGCUGUUAUCCCAAGUUCCUCUACGCGUUGCUGUACACACAAAUAGCCUCACGUUAAAGCUUAACGCUAGCUUUAUGGUAGGACGAGGACAGCUAGCUAGCUUUAUGGUACCCUUUUUUCUCUGAAGAAGCAGCUGGGAACACUACUCUGUGAAUUUAAACACCCUUUUAUGAAGAGGGUCUUCAUUUUUUUUUCCAAGCUGCAUUAUUCUUGUGAAAAAUGGCCGCCUUCUCCCCGCCUUCAACCUUAUUAACGGGACUGGGAUUCUGUGGUGACUUUUAACCCUGCGUCCCUUCGGGAUUUUAGCAGCGCUCUGAGCCAGGUUGACACUGAUUUGAGGAACGAGAGAAAGACUCGAGCGAGUCCUGUAAGAUUACAAUCGCCUCGACUUAAGCUUCUCUUUAGCUUUACGUCUUACUGUCAUUCAUCAGUAUGUAUUGUAUGCUGCGCUUUUUUUGUUGUUUUGCUACUGUUGUUUGAUAAAAAAAAAAAGAAUGGAAUUAAUACUUUACUCCAUGUAAAGGGUGAAAUUAGAUCAUUCACAUUACACGGUUGGAUGACCAUUUUCUUUGCAAAGCAUUUUGUGUUGACACAGGAAUAACAUCAGUUGACAAGAAACAACCACACACUGUGUAUGUUACAUACUGAACUAACUCAGGAGAGGCCUUCCUGCAUGAGGCUCAAAAAAAGGGGGUGGGCGUGAAAGAGAUUGAAGUGGAGGGCAGCCGUGGAGUGAACUAGGGCUGCCUGGAGGUGAAAGGUCAACGUGAGCGGAGGGAUCGGUUUCUCUCACGAUUCCACCAGAGCCAGAAGUCUGGAAACUGGAGACGGGAAGAAAAUGAGGGGAAUUAAAAAGCAUGGACUUGUGCUUUGCAUUCGUUGCAUCUACUUGCACUAGAAAACUGGCUGUGUGUGUGAGCGAGCGAGCGGGAGAGAAUGAUAAUAAAUUAGAACAACUAUUGUCUUAGUUUUGACCCUUGGAUCGUCUCUGUCAUGAAAAUGUCUCUCCUUGGUGGAGUUCGAUCAUGUGUUUCUCUGAUAAUCGCCCACAAACGGCAACAAGAGGUUGCUGUUCCCAGAGGGCCAACCCAUGUUUUCCUGUUCUGCCUGGUUUGUCGAAAACGAAAGACACAUAAGGCCUUUAA